AUGGCCGUGACCUUAUGCAUGCACAUGCGUGCUGCUGCUACUGCAUGCUGCUUGAUGCUCUUCUGCCCGUGCGUCGCCUUCGGGAGGACCACCAGGAUUGUCGACAAGGGAGCCACGUGUAUCAUGGCAAUAGGCUCCAUUUACAAUGCCUAUUAUCGUGACAAUAAAGUCACUAUUGCAACAAUAUUAGUUUAUGGAUGGCACGUGAACAUGGAGAGGAUGGGUAAAGGCGCUGCAACUACCUCGCCCCAAAUGUAUCCAGGGAUGACACGGUAG
Messenger RNA from Phragmites australis (common reed), 276 nucleotides. RefSeq names its product cell number regulator 2-like. The record is from RefSeq and is a predicted model, not a curated record. The transcript has 3 exons. Bases 1 to 276 code for a protein of 91 amino acids. Lineage: Eukaryota; Viridiplantae; Streptophyta; Magnoliopsida; Poales; Poaceae.